AUGCAAGAGGAAAGGAUCGACACGGACUAUGGAAAGAUAAAGGUAACCAUCUAUGGUGACCGAGAGAAACAUCCGCUUGUGACGUUCCAUGAUCUCGCACUUGAUUCUGAAAGUAACUUCCAAAAUUUCUUCCAAUUCGUUUCAAUUGCCGAAUUUACGGAGAAGUUUUGCAUUUACAAUAUCAAUGCUCCCGGACAAGAAGUGGAUGCGCCACCUUUGCCAGAGAACUAUGUCUAUCCUUCAAUGGACGAAUUAGCAAGGAUCGUUGAAAAUGUCGUUGAACAUUUUGAAUUACAUUCCCUGAUUGCUUUUGGUGUUGGCGUUGGGGCGAAUGUUUUGCUCAGAUACGCGCUUCUCAAUCAGCGUCGCCUUGAUGCAUUGAUUCUUGUCAACUGUGUUGCAAAUACCGCGGGAUGGAUUGAAUGGGCUUACCAAAAGAUGAAUCUGAGAUAUCUGCGCACCUCGGGAAUGAAUACGUUCACGGUUGAUUAUCUGAUGUGGCAUCACUUCGGCCGUCGUUUGGAUGAAUGCAGUCCAGACAUCGUCCGCCAGUACCGUGUUUACUUCCAACAUCUCCCAAAUCCUACGAAUUUGGCCUCAUUUAUAGAAUCAUACGUCAACCGUUCGGCCAUUUCAAUCUCGAGAGACGGACAGACUGGUUUACAGCUAAAUGUACCAGUUCUUCAGAUAGUAGGCGCUGGAAGCCCGUUCGUUAACGACACAGUUGAUGUGAAUACGAAAUUGGAUCCUGCGCACUCUGACUGGAUUAAGGUCUCCGAUGCCUGCGGACUUGUUUUGGAUGACCGCCCAGAAGUAGUCACCGAGAGCUUAAUGCUUUUCCUGCAGGGGCUUGGAUUUUUCCCAACUAUGAACGUGGUGAAACUGAUAAAGAAGAUCCAUGAUACGCAAAACUGUUCUUACUCGGCCGUCACCGAUAGCGUUGAUGAAUGCUAGUAAGGGAGGAGCCUCGCUUGAUUUUUAUGUUGUUUGUUGUUUUGUUUUUUUUGCUGUUUUGCUCGCAUUUUAUUCGUAGGCACGUCUUAUCUUCAGACCUAAUCAUCAUUAUUAUUUGAAAGUUUUUUUUGUAUGAUUCCAGCAUUGACCGCUUUGCUUUACAACUCGUUUUCUUUUUCUUGAUUCUUUUUUGCUUGUGUGCUUAAAAUCUAAAUAUUUUGUCGUAUAACGAAUGUAGAGUGCCAUUGCAACAGUCGCCAUUCCCGACUAGAUCCUCAAUAGUCUUCACGUUAUCCUUUCAUAUUUACAUAGAUGCAUUUAUUCGAGAUCGCUUUUCUGGUCAUGUUAAUAGGAAGUGAUACCAUUGUUUGUGCAAAUGUACUGUAACGUAUACAUAACACGCAAUUUAUGUACCGGCGUUAUUCCGAAGAUGUGAUGGAUAAAUAUGUAAUUAUUGAAUGAAUGAGAAGACAUGCAC
Cylicocyclus nassatus is the source of this 1432-nucleotide messenger RNA. The record is from the annotation of a GenBank genome assembly. Lineage: Eukaryota; Metazoa; Nematoda; Chromadorea; Rhabditida; Strongylidae.